AAACUAAACGUGAGAAACUAGUCAAAUCUAUCAUUAAACCAGCCAUCUCUCCUUGCAAUUACUCCUAAGAAUUUAAGUAUUCCUCUUUUUGCUGGGGAUUCUUGGGAACUUGUAAUGUGCCCUACUUUGAGAAGUUUCUUACCUAUUUCAAAUAAAUAUCACCACCUGAAAGAGGUAACUAACUAACUUGAUUGACAAUCCCCUUUAGGCAUCCCAGCCUAAUUUCCUCAUUCUUUCCUAACCUUCCACAAGGUGAUAUCAGCCAAUGAGAAUGGACUUGCUCUUUUACACUGGCCAAUCAGAGCACGAUGCGAAAAAGGGGGCGUCAGCAGGCGUGCAGUGUAUAAAGACCUAACUGUACGUCGCUGUCAGAGCACUGUAGCUUUUCAGGACAGUAAUAGGGAGACCACAAGAGGGAGAAAACCAUCACAAACUUAUCCACAAACAUCAAGCCGAGUCUUGUUGUUGUUAGUGUUUCACCUGUUUCUUCACCAUGAAAGCCAUCAGUCCCGUCCGCUCGGUGAGGAGCUGCUACAAGGCCGUGUGCUGCAUUUCGGAGCAGAGUCUCGCCAUCAGCCGGAAUAAACACUCGUGUCUAGAGGAGCCGGUGGGCGCCCUGUGCGACAUGAACGACUGCUACUCCAAGCUGAAGGAGCUGGUGCCGAGCAUCCCGCAGAACGAGUCGGUCAGCCAGGUGGAGAUCCUGCAGCAUGUUAUUGACUACAUCUUCGACCUGCAGAUCGCGCUGGAGGCGGAAGACACAGCUGCGCCGGAGAUGGUUUUGUCAAUAAAGACUGCGGACCUUACUCGCAAUUUCUCCAAAGAAGAAGGACGGUUGUGCCAUUAGGAUGAGGAUGACAUAUUAUGGUGCAGGGAAACACAUGUCUCCACUUCACUCCGGGCAAGAGGACAAGAGGGGCAGAAAGGGUGGGAUAGGUAUUUGGGAGAGAAGAAGGAGGAGGAGGGGGAGGGAGGUGGAGGGUUUAAAGAAAGAAAAGACAAGAAAAAAGUGGACUGUUUCCUAGAUGAGCGGGGAUCAACAGUAGUGCAUGAGCAAGAAAACAGAGACUCAUUCUUUGGCCCCUGGACAGACAAAUCAACACACCAAAGCAGAAGCCAGGAAUGGAAACUGAAAGCGGCUGGCUUUAUAUGCCCUCCUCCAAAAACCUGGGAUCCCCUAGAAGUAGAAAUAUUGGUACAUUGUUCUUUUAUUUUCCUUUUUUGUGUUGCAUUCCAAACAAACUUUUUGUGGGUUAAACUCCACACCUGACCUGAACCCUUUCUACACCAAGUCUCACAUCAUCUCACUUAAUUACCCCUGCAUUAACCCCAGCCAAAUCUGAUUUCUAAUGAUCUGGAGACCGUUACAGCUUCAUAUGUGUACAUAUCUGCUGUGGGUAUGUAAGGUGUGAGUCAAUUUGGAUGUUUUGAUUUUUUCUGAAUGGGAGUUUGGGGUUUUCUUAGGUAUAAUCAGAACUCUAUACUAGAGUUAAUUGUAAAUGUUUGUAGGGAUUGUGUUAUUUCUACAGACAAUGUGCUGUGAGUUUCAUAAACUCUUUAUUAUAAAGUUUGCUUUGUAUGUAUGUUCUUAUGAAAUAAAGAAAAGAUGUGAAACAG
Molecule: messenger RNA, 1617 nt
Organism: Siniperca chuatsi (mandarin fish)
Lineage: Eukaryota; Metazoa; Chordata; Actinopteri; Centrarchiformes; Sinipercidae
Gene: id3
Product: inhibitor of DNA binding 3
Exons: 3
Coding region: 494-847 (117 amino acids)
Biological process (GO): negative regulation of transcription by RNA polymerase II; circadian regulation of gene expression; cell differentiation
Cellular component (GO): nucleus; cytoplasm
Molecular function (GO): transcription regulator activity; protein dimerization activity
Source: RefSeq, a predicted model, not a curated record